AUUAAAUUUCUCACCUGGAUUUUACCUGGGAAAUAUUUAUAUAUAUGGAUGUUCAAUAAUUCAAGAUCACACUCAGGAUGAAGAACAGCAAUGGAUGAUCCUGUACUCCAUGAUUUUACACAGCCAGAUCAACUCAGUGACAUUACCCUGAUUGUUGACGGUACAAACUUGUUUGUACAUAAAUCUUACCUAGCUGAAUGGUCAGGAGUAUGGAAGCGGAUGUUUCUGGAGGAUUAUGGGAAUCCUGAGGAAGCCAAGGAAAUAUUUCUGUCUGACAAGAAACUGAAUGAGAUUACUGAACUACUGCAUUGUAUCUACGCAACACAGAAACCUAUAUCUGAGGAAAAUGUGAGUUAUUUAUUAGAACUAUCAGAAGAAUAUGAAAUAGAAAGAAUAAAGAAGAGAUGCGAGGAAUUUCUAUUAAAUCAGGAGAGAUCAAUUCAGUCUCUCUACCUAGCUCAGAAAUAUGGAUUAAAAAAUCUAUUCAAAGUCUCGUUUGAGUUUGCCAAGACACGGACAGUUGAGGAGCUAGAAAAUUCACCUGAAUACAAACUUCUUGAUAAGGAUGUUGUUAUCAAAAUAUAUAGUGAGAAAGUAAACAUGAUGAGGAAUUAUGCAAAUGAUUUAAGACAAAGUGAAAGUAGACUUGAGAUCACAUGUGAUAAACUGAAAGUAGAAAAGGAAAAUAUGAAGCGAAGUUUACAAUUAGUUCAGGACAUUUGGACUACUCCUAAUAAGAGGUGCUAUAAACAUAUUACGGAAGGGAAGUUUGAUUUCUCAUGUAGUGAUUGCAAUGAUAAAAUUCGCUGGGAAAUACGGAGGUUAUGUGUAGAGGGACAACAUGUCAGAGUGUACUUUCCUUCACAGAGUAAACACAAAAAGUGAUACUAGUUUUUUUUUAUAUUAAAUUUGUUGCAAUACUUUAUUACUUUCAUAAAUUUGAAAACAAGAUUAUUUAUUAAAUAUAUUCAAAACAAUUAAAAGUUAUCUUAAAAUAUA
Mytilus californianus (California mussel) is the source of this 999-nucleotide messenger RNA. RefSeq names its product BTB and MATH domain-containing protein 38-like. Bases 91 to 885 code for a protein of 264 amino acids. Lineage: Eukaryota; Metazoa; Mollusca; Bivalvia; Mytilida; Mytilidae. The record is from RefSeq and is a predicted model, not a curated record. Gene Ontology annotation, molecular function: protein binding. The transcript is spliced from 3 exons.